AUGAUGGCUUCAUCACUUGAAACAAAAUUCAUUGCUGCAGCAUUGAUAAUACUCGGGAUGUGGGCUUCUCAGGCUGCAUCCCGCACACUACCUGAAGCAUCCAUCUCGGAGAGACAUGAGGAAUGGAUGGCUCACUAUGGACGUGUUUACAAGAACAUUGCAGAGAAGGAAAGACGUCUCAUGAUAUUCAAGGAGAACGUGGAGUUCAUAGAAUCUUUCCACAGCGCUGGGAAUCGAAAUUACAAGUUGAGCAUCAACGAAUUUGCAGACCAGACAAAUGAGGAGUUUAAGGCUUCUCGCAAUGGACUAAAGAUGCCAUCCAAUCGAAAGUCACUGAACACUGCUUCAUUUAAGUAUGAAAAUGUGACUGCAGUACCAACUAGCAUGGACUGGAGGAAGAAAGGAGCGGUUACCCCUAUUAAGGAUCAAGGUCAAUGUGGAAGUUGUUGGGCGUUUUCAACCAUAGCAGCCACGGAAGGAAUAACCGAACUUACCACUGGUAAAUUGAUCUCACUGUCAGAGCAGGAGCUAGUGGACUGUGACAUAGGCGGUGAAGAUGAAGGAUGUGAGGGUGGUUUAAUGGAAGAUGGGUUUGAAUUUAUUGUGAAGAACAAAGGCAUUGCCACCGAAUCAACUUAUCCAUACAAAGCAACUGAUGGAACUUGCAACACCAAGGAAGAAGCUUCUCAUGCUGCCAAGAUCAAGGGUUAUGAGAAUGUGCCUGCAAACAGUGAGAAGGCACUAUUGAAGGCUGUAGCUAAUCAGCCAAUUUCUGUUUCCAUUGAUGCAAGUGGAGCUGCAUUCCAGUUUUACUCAAGCGGGGUUUUCACAGGAGAUUGUGGAACUGAUCUAGACCACGGUGUUACGGCAGUUGGGUAUGGGACUACUGCCGAUGGCACAAAGUAUUGGUUAGUCAAGAACUCAUGGGGCACCAGUUGGGGAGAUGAAGGAUAUAUAAUGAUGCAAAGAGAUAUCGAAGCCAAAGAAGGCCUCUGUGGGAUUGCUAUGGAUUCUUCCUAUCCAACAGCUUAG
Ilex paraguariensis (yerba mate) is the source of this 1032-nucleotide messenger RNA. Lineage: Eukaryota; Viridiplantae; Streptophyta; Magnoliopsida; Aquifoliales; Aquifoliaceae. The record is from the annotation of a GenBank genome assembly.